UCUACGAUUCAAAGUGGACAAAAAUCUUCAUUCUAUAUCUAUCAUAUACAUAGCUCGUGGUUUUAACUUAUUUACUAAUGGCGACUAAUUUAUGGUUGAAACGCAUUCAAAAUGCCAAAAAGACCGCAAUCAUACAAGAUGGUAGGAGGAAAGUACAUUUUUUAAUGGAAGAUGGUAAAGAAAUGGUAGAAGAAUAUCAUAUGGAUACAAAUGUAUUAGUACGCAGGGCAUGGAAAGAGAAAGGAAAUUUUGUUAAAAAUACUGAUUGGAUUGUGGAAAUAGGAGAUCCAGAAAUUAAAAAGAAUAAUAUAGAAACUUAUGGGAUACAGGAAAGUUCAAGCACUCCAUUUAUUACUAGGAGAAUUACAAAAACUGCUUUGGAGUGGAGAAUUAGAAAUUUACCUUAUCCAAUAUCAGUAUAUUCGAUAACAGCAGAGGACGAUGGUACUAUUACUAUACGUACAAGCAACAAAAAAUAUUUUAAAAAAAUAAAAGUUCCAGAUUUAGAGCGUAUUAAUUUAAAACCUGAACAGGAUAGAAUUACCUAUACUCAUCAAUAUAACACUCUUAUUAUCACGUACAAGAAACCGCCUGCAUUAUUGGACUUGGAGAAAAAAAUAUUAAAUGAAAUUUUACCAUUAAAAGCAACAAAGGAAGGAGAAGUACAAUGCCCAACUAGUUAAUAAAAAUGAUUUUCUUAAUAA
Molecule: messenger RNA, 704 nt
Organism: Vespa velutina
Lineage: Eukaryota; Metazoa; Arthropoda; Insecta; Hymenoptera; Vespidae
Product: protein DPCD
Exons: 4
Coding region: 78-683 (201 amino acids)
Source: RefSeq, a predicted model, not a curated record